AUUAAUACUUCAUUAUGAAAUUUAGUACAACAAUUUUAGCAACUUUAAUUACCUUGACCUCAGCAACCGGGAUUCAUGAAUUAAAUGCAAUUUACGUUGCUAAGGUAAUGAAGAGAGACGAAUGUAGUAUUUGUGAAAAAGUCGGACCCAAGUUAGAACAAUGUUUUCCUGAUUAUCCUAAUUAUGAUGCUGUAAAAGUAGCUACAUGCGUCUGUAAAUUUGAUGACAAGUUCUUUGCAGAUUAUAUUGAUUGUAUAACCAAUUGCGAUAGGUUUCAAAAUAAUUUAUCCCUGGACAUAGAUGACCCUAAAGCACUCAAACAGGCAUUCUGUAAAGUGGCUGGUGAAUCUUCUUCUUCAGCAGCUGCUGCUGCAGAUGAUUCCGACGUUGCGGCUGCAGUCGACGGUCAGGUCAACACUGCAACCAAAAAUAGUGCCUCGACUAUUGGUGUUUCCUUCAUUGCUUUGUUGGGGAUUUCUUUAUUAUAGCUUGUUUUAUUUGAACUUUUGUAUUUG
Molecule: messenger RNA, 515 nt
Organism: Spathaspora passalidarum NRRL Y-27907
Lineage: Eukaryota; Fungi; Ascomycota; Pichiomycetes; Serinales; Debaryomycetaceae
Exons: 1
Coding region: 15-488 (157 amino acids)
Source: RefSeq, a predicted model, not a curated record